This is a messenger RNA of Propithecus coquereli (Coquerel's sifaka), 2625 nucleotides long. It is a transcript of the gene DTX2, whose product is annotated as deltex 2, E3 ubiquitin ligase. Gene Ontology annotation, biological process: Notch signaling pathway; protein ubiquitination. The record is from RefSeq and is a predicted model, not a curated record. NCBI's taxonomy places the organism in Eukaryota, Metazoa, Chordata, Mammalia, Primates, Indriidae. Gene Ontology annotation, cellular component: nucleoplasm. The coding region runs from base 345 to 2204 and encodes 619 amino acids. Gene Ontology annotation, molecular function: ubiquitin protein ligase activity; zinc ion binding. The transcript has 10 exons.
ACAGCACACAGAUUCAACAUCUGUGCACUCGUUUUUACUAACUGCUGUUUUUCAAUUUAAAAUCUGAUCAUCUUCUUCCUUGUUGGCAAAGGUGCCUUGGAAUUUGUGUCGCUGAGUCAGCAACCCUUUCAGAUUUGCCUGGUUUUUGUUGUUUGCGAUUUAUAUCAAGAUGGGAACUCAAACAAGUCAUUCCUCCUAAAGAUCUGCUGUCUCCAUCAAGAAGAGACAGUUUGUGCCAGCUCUCCAGAGAGAAAAGGUCUGCCAGAGGCGCUGGGCGAUGAACCGAAGACUCCAGGCCAGAGUGGUCUGAGCCAUUCGAGAAAGCAGAGAGAGUCCUGGGGAAGAUGGCCAUGGCCCCCAGCCCUUCCCUGGCGCAGGUAUACACCAGCCCUGUGGCAGUGGCCGUGUGGGAAUGGCAGGACGCGCUGGGCAUCUGGCACCCCUACAGCGCCACUGUCUGCAGCUACAUCGAGCAGCAGUUUGUCCAGCAGAAGGGCCAGCGCUUUGGGUUCGGGAGCUUGGCCCACAGCAUCCCCUUAGGCCAGGCUGACCCCUCACUGGCCCCGUACAUCAUCGACCUGCCCAGCUGGACCCAGUUUCGCCAGGACACUGGCACCAUGCGGGCUGUGCGGAGGCACUUGUUCCCCCAGCACUCCGCCCCCGGCCGGGGAAUCAUCUGGGAGUGGCUGAGUGAUGAUGGCACCUGGACUGCCUAUGAAGCCAGCAUCUGUGAUUAUCUGGAGCAGCAAGUGGCCAGGGGCAACCAGCUUGUGGACUUGGCUCCCCUGGGGUACAACUACACCGUUAACUACGCCACACAAACGCAAACCAACAAGACUUCCAGCUUCUGCCGUAGCGUGCGGCGCCAGACAGGGCCCCCUUACCCAGUGACCACCGUCAUCGCUCCACCAGGCCACACGGGAGUUGCCUGCUCUUGCCACCAGUGCCUCAGCGGCAGUGGAACUGGCCCUGUGUCUGGCCGCUACCGCCACUCCAUGACCAACCUCCCUGCGUACCCUGUCCCUCAGCACCCCCACAGGACUGCUGUUGUUUAUGGGGCCCACCAGGCCUUUGCCCCAUACAACAAACCUUCCCUCUCUGGGGCUAGGUCUGCACCCAGGCUGAAUACCACCAACCCCUGGGGUGGGGCCCCUCCCACCUUGGGGAGCCAGCCCCUCUACCGCUCCAGCUUCUCCCAUCUGGGACUGCAGUACCUGCCCCCAGGACCAUCCACUUCCAGUGCAGCCAGUGCCUCCCUCCCCAGCGGUCCCUCCAGCAGCCCCGGGAGCAUCCCUGCCACUGUGCCUGUGCAGAUGCCAAAGCCCAGCAGGGUCCAGCAAGCGCUCGCAGGCAUGACGAGUAUUCUGAUGUCAGCCAUUGGACUCCCUGUGUGUCUUAGCCGCGCACCCCAGCCCGCCAGCCCUCCCGCCUCCUGUCUGGCCUCUAAAAGUCACAACUCAGUUAAGAGAUUGAGGAAAAUGUCCAUGAAAGGAGGCUCUCCAAAGCCAGAGCCAGAGCAGGUGAUAAAAAACUACACUGAAGAGCUAAAAACACCCCCGGAUGAGGACUGCAUCAUCUGUAUGGAGAAGCUGUCCAUGGUAUCUGGAUACAGUGACGUGACUGAUAGCAAGGCCAUCGGGCCCACGGCUGUGGGCCGCCUUACCAAGUGCAGCCAUGCCUUCCACCUGCUGUGCCUACUGGCCAUGUACUGCAAUGGCAACAAGGAUGGAAGCUUGCAGUGUCCUUCCUGCAAAACCAUCUACGGAGAGAAAACUGGGACCCAGCCCCAGGGGAAGAUGGAGGUGAUGAGGUUCCAGAUGUCACUCCCAGGCCAUGAGGACUGCGGGACAAUACUUAUCAUUUACAACAUUCCUCACGGCAUCCAGGGCCCCGAGCACCCCAACCCUGGAAAGCCUUUCACCGCCAGAGGGUUUCCCCGCCAGUGCUACCUUCCGGACAACGCCCAGGGCCGCAAGGUCCUGGAGCUCCUGAAGGUGGCCUGGAAGAGGCGCCUCAUCUUCACCGUCGGGACGUCCAGCACCACGGGCGAGACCGACACGGUGGUGUGGAACGAGAUCCACCACAAGACAGAGAUGGACCGCAACGUGACAGGCCACGGCUACCCCGACCCCAACUACCUGCACAACGUGUUGGCUGAGCUGGCCGCCCAGGGGGUGACUGAAGACUGCUUGGAGCAACAGUGACCUGCCAGCCUCCCACACCUGCCUCUGGUGGCCGCCCACCCCCCUUGCUGGGUGGGCAGGCAGGAAGGUGCCCGUCCUGAGAGGCUGGAAUGUUUGUUGGGGUGCAGGGCGGGGUGUGCGCCACCUGAAGCCAGGGCCUCUCUCGCCUGCCCCCUGCCUUCCCUCAGCACAGACCUGCACGGGAAUUGGGCACGUAUCGGCGUGGGAAUCGGGUGGCCCUGGGGAGUUGUACUCAUGGGGGCUUAAGAUGCAGCUACCUCAGUGCACAGGGCCCUUCUGUCCUCCAGGGAGCUGCUUUGGGCCCACAGGACCCAGGGCCUGGCAUGGGGCAAGUGGAGACUGCCCCAGCCUGGGCAGACAUGGGUUCUGGAUCAGCUUCUCAUACCUCAGAUUUUGUUUGCAAUAAAUAAAUAUAGCCAAA